AUGUUAUCCACGCAUUAUUAUGGUACCACUGAUGAAGAAAAACCAAUAUACGAAUCACCAGUGUUUAAACAGAUGAAAUAUGAUAUAGAAUUAAAUGAAGAUUUUCUUGAUUCUUUAGGAGUUUCUUAUAUGAUGCCAGAUGCUUUAAUGGAAACAUAUCAGCACUAUGCUGAUGAAUAUGCAGAACCAGUAAUAGAAGCAUGGCAUCGUUAUGCAGGCCCUGUAAAGGAAGCAUUUCAUCGUUAUGCAGAUCCUGUAGUGGAAACAUUACAGCGUUAUGUAGACCCUGAUGAAAUGAAUAGAAGAAAGUUAAGAGAAGUGAAACCAGAAAUUGUAACAACAUAUGUGGCACAUACAGAUCAUCAUACAGAUCAUCAUACAGAUCAUCCAAAUCAUCAUUCAAAACAUCAUUCAAAACAUCAUCCAAACCAUCAUCCAAACCAUCAUCCAAAACGUCCCCCUAAACGAUCACUAACCGUUCGCCUAGAUGACCCAGUUAUUCGAACACCAACAGUUAAAAUAAGUAAAAAUAAGCCAAUUUUAACACGAGAAAUAAAACAAGAAUCAGCUCCAUUAAAACAAGAACCGACUCCAUUAAUACAAGAAUCAAAUCCAUUAAAACAAUAUAAAUUUAAACUUUGGCAUCUAAUUUAUGCAUUUAUUGUGUUUCCACUUUACAUU
Racocetra persica is the source of this 681-nucleotide messenger RNA. The record is from the annotation of a GenBank genome assembly. Lineage: Eukaryota; Fungi; Glomeromycota; Glomeromycetes; Diversisporales; Gigasporaceae.